CCCGCGCUUUCAGGGAUGCGGGGGAAGACGUUGUGUGUGUGUGUGAGUGAGUGAGUCGGUCAGAGGGGGAGCUUAUGGACGGGGCGGACUUUAAUAUACUGAAGUGUUUUUAAAUUUAACUUUUCUCUUUCAGUCAAGGCGACAUUUAAUUAUCCUUUACACCGUGUAAAGACAAAGUGACACUUAGCCGGAGUUUCUCAGGAUGCCUCCCAAAAAGCGUAGCAGCGGCUCCGGGACACCAACAAGCAGAGAGUCGAAAUGCAGCAACAGGAAAGAAAACUCGGUGCUUUCUCCGGAAAAGCACAAAGAUAAGCAUCCAGAGUUUGUAACCCUUUGUAAGGACCUCUCUGUCUCCAACUCGCUGUGUUGUCAGGCAUGGGCGAUGUGGGAGUCGAUUACCCCAGACGAAAUCAUUGAAUCAAACAAGCAACUCUGGGGAGCAUGCGUGUACGUCUCAGCUGUGGACUUGGACGAAAUCCGGUUCACCUUUACAGAAUUUCAGAAGGCUGUCGGUUUGAGUGUGAAGCAAUUUCUCACCCUUAUGCGAAAGCUGGAUGAAAAUCUGGACACAAUAAGCCAUAAAGUAAAUUCAGCAGUGACGAGGCUGGCAAAGAAAUACGAGGUGUCCCUGGCUCUUUAUCAGAGAUUUGUGAAAACAUGUGCAAAAAUCUACGGUGUGCCUGAUGAAGUUAAGGGACAAGAACUUUUACGCUGUAACUGGACCCUAUUCCUCUUGGCUAAAGGAAGUGUUCUGCAGAUGGAGGAUGACCUGGUGAUAGCCUUCCAGUUACUUUUGUGCGUUCUGGAGUUCUACAUCAAGCGAUGUCCCUCUUCUCUCCUCCAGCCUCUUUACAAGUCGGCAAUCAGCGAGACAACACAGAGUCCGCCGACUCGGACCUCGAGGCGGAACAAAGCCAAGCCUCGUCCUUUAGAGAUGGACGUGCAGCUGCUGGAGACACUGUGUAAGGAGAGCGACUGCAGCAUAGACGAGGUGAAAAAUGUCUACCAAAGCAGUUUUUGUGCCUUUCUGGACUCUAUGGGCUUUUCAGGAUUGCAGGAGCUUCCAGCGGUGGAAACUCUAUCCAAAAGUUAUGAAGAGCUCUACCAUAAAAGCAAGGAUUUUGACGCACGACUGUUCUUGGACAACGAUGAGACCCUCAGCCCAGUUAAAGCAGAAGUUACAAAAGUAGAAAUGACUCCUAGAAAGAAUCCACCUGGAGAGGAAAAUGUCUCUAUUCCACCACAGACCCCAAUCAGAGCUGCAAUGUAUUCUAUCCAGCAGCUAAGGGGUGAACUUACCUCAAUCAGUGACCAACCUUCAGGCAUUCUCAUGAAUUACUUCGAGAACUGCACUGUGAACCCAUCAGAAGACAUCACAAAGCGGGUCGAACAUCUCGGUCAGGUCUUCAGCCAGAAAUUUGCUCAAGCUGUUGGACAGUGCUGUGAAGGAUUGGGCAAAAAGAGAUUUACUCUAGGUGUCCAGCUUUACUACAAAGUCAUGGAGUCGAUGCUCAAGUCUGAAGAGAAGCGACUCUCCGUGCAAAAUUUCAGUAAACUACUGAACAAUGCUACUUUCCACACCUCACUCCUUGCCUGUUCACUGGAAGUCGUCCUAGCAACUUAUGUUGGAUGUUCCCUGAAGAACGGUGGCAGCAAAUCACCUGAAACAAACCUGUGCUUCCCCUGGAUCUUGGAUGUCUUCCAGCUUCAUGCCUUUGACUUUUACAAAGUGAUAGAAAGUUUCAUCAAAGAGCUCACUCUGAAGCAUGACAUGCUCGAACACUUGAGCCGCUGCGAGAAUCAGAUCAUGGAGAGCAUUGCAUGGAAAUCAGAUUCUCUCCUGUUCGAGCUCCUGAGGCAGUCUCGUGAGGAUGGUCCCGGAGAGCAAGCGGAGCCUCCUGCGACACUAAACCAGCCCCUGCAGCACGAUCACACAGCAGCUGAUCUAUAUCUAUCUCCUCAGCGCCAGAGUCGCCGAUUCGCAGCAGCGGAGGUGGAGGUUCCUGUCAUAGCCCCGUCACAGCUCCCUGCCUCAGGCAACAGACAGCAUCGCUCAAACUCCCUCAGCCUCUUCUAUAAGAAAUUGUAUAGAAUGGCCUACCUGCGACUGAAAACACUUUUCUCUGAGCUUCUAACUGCUCACCCCGAGCUGGAGGCCAUCAUAUGGACUCUACUCCAGCACACACUCCAGAACGAGUAUGAGCUAAUGAAGGACCGACACCUUGACCAGCUGAUGAUGUCUGCCAUGUAUGCCAUAUGCAAGGUGAAAAAUGUGGAUUUGCGCUUCAAGACAAUCGUCACUGCAUACAAAGCGCUUUCCAACACAAACCAAGAGACGUUCAAGCGCGUGUUGAUCAGAGACGGCCAAUACGAUUCCAUCAUCGUCUUCUACAACCAGGUGUUUAUGCAGAAGUUGAAGACAAACAUCCUGCAGUACGCUUCUACUCGGCCUCCUCCCCUGUCUCCUAUUCCACAUAUUCCCCGGAGCCCGUACAUGUAUCCCAGCUCCCCCCUCAGAGUGCCUGGUGGGAAUGUCUACAUCUCCCCUUUAAAGAGCAAUCGUCUGACCACAGCAGCCAUGACGCCACGGACCAAGUUCCUUGUAUCCAUUGGAGAGUCGUUUGGGUCCUCAGACAAGUUCCAGAAGAUCAAUCAGAUGGUCAAUAGCACAGACAGGGCCCUGAAGAGGAGUCUAGCUGGAGACCCCAAUCUCAAACCCCACAAGCGAUUACGCUUUGAUGUGGAUGGACAGGAUGAAGCUGAUGGAAGUAAAUCAACUGGGGAGUCUACACUGGACAAGAAGCUGGCUGAGAUGCGUUCAGUUCGCAACCGCAUGCAGGAACAGAAAAUGAAGGAGGAGGCUGAGAAGGAAGACCCAGAGCCCUAAUGUGUACAAGCCUCAUCAAACUCAUCAUCAUCAUCAUGUGCGCUUACAUAGGCUGUUACUCUUCAUUUGCAGUUUUAAUAAUUAGGCCUUUUUAUGUAUCCAAAUAUACACUUGAGGAUAAAUAAGUGAAUAAGAUUCAGCAAGAAUAUCACAGACGAUUUGGAGGCAUGGAAUCAGGGGAUAAAUUUAGAAUUUUAAGUAGUGAUGUUUUGGCCCGAAACCCAAUUUCAGGACAUGCGGUUUAAGCUUCUGAGACUGUUGUAAAAAAAAAACUGCAUUUGUUUGGCUUCAUUUUUAUGCUUGUAAAGCAUUCAUGUUUAAUGAACUGAAUAAUCCUACUGGUAAGUCAGUCAGAAUGUUGUAACGUAAAAAGCUGCAUUUUAUAGAAACUUUAUACAAAAUAAGUCUGUAUAAAAAUCUGUCAUUUUCAGCUUUUUUGCUUUUUUUUUUUUUUGGGUGGCAUUUUUGUAUUGUUCUAAAGGGUAUCAUGAGUCUGAUGCCUGUGUGUCUUUGAUGACUGCAACUGGGAGAACUUCACACAAGAAUGAAUUAAUUUUAUUAUUUUUAGAAUAAUAAAUUUAAUCUGCAACUUUACAUUUCUGCAACAUGUAAGUGUUGAAACAUUACCUACAUGUUGUAAUUACCCACAUGACCACAGUCAUGUGCUCACUGGGCACACAAUCACUUUGUGCUGGAAGAACAAGGCAGAAAACCCGUUGACUUGUACACAUGAUUAAGUAGGGGCACAGCAAAAUUAAGUCUUGGCCAAAAACCAAAAUUCGGGAUAACGAGAUUCAGGUAACUUUUUUUUUUUUUUUUUUUAUCAGCUUCUGCUUCUUUUCAAAGAUUUUAAUUAUUUUUUUUUAUUUGCCUUUAAAAAAAAAAAAGUAAUACAUACUUAAGUGUGGAAAAAUAACGUAUUGAAAUGUCAGACCUUUGAUUUAAGAUGUUUCUCCACAGAAAGAGCUGACAAAUAAAACUAGAACUCUUCGGUUUAAGGUGCCUCGAUGGCACUAAUGGAUAUUCAGUUAAAAACAAAAAGUAUAGUUUUUUCCUGAAAGGUUAUUUCUGUGGUAGGGUUAUCAGAUACACUCUUGGUUUUAUAAAAUGUGUGUGUACAUUUACAUACUUUGUAUUUGUCUUUUUAAUAUAUUGCAUUUUAAUUUGCUCCCUGAACAGAGCUUGUAAUGUGAGUUUUUUUUCCAAUUGAAUUGCUAGCUGUUAGAAUGUUUUUGACUUUUUGUAUUAAGUACAUUUUGUCAAAAGAUUUGUUAAUAACUGACUUGAGAUUGUUUUAUUAAAAUGUAUGACUGUCUUACACGAUCGUCCUUUUUAGGAAAAUAAAAUGUACACGGACAGCAUUGUGUGAUGGGCUGCAUUGUGUUGAGCAUUGUGUGAAGGGCUGCAUUGUGCUGAUUAAUCAAGCAAAAUUUGCCCUUUGCCCCAAAACAGGAAUCUGGUGAAAAUCGAGAAGCAGAAGUACUUUAUACAGUGAGCUUUUUGUUUAACUUGUAAUUGCAAACUUAUAUUUUAUUUAUAAACAUUUAGUUCUUCUUGGACAGCUGAUGAUGGUUUUGUGAUUUUUAUCGAUCAACACAGCACUGGACAUUUUUCUGUUAUUUCUAAUACUUCUGAAUAAAAUCGAAAUCUGGAUCAUUUGA
This is a messenger RNA of Tachysurus fulvidraco (yellow catfish), 4548 nucleotides long. RefSeq names its product retinoblastoma 1 (gene rb1). Gene Ontology annotation, molecular function: RNA polymerase II transcription regulatory region sequence-specific DNA binding. The transcript is spliced from 27 exons. The coding region runs from base 203 to 2887 and encodes 894 amino acids. The record is from RefSeq and is a predicted model, not a curated record. Gene Ontology annotation, cellular component: nucleus; Rb-E2F complex; chromatin. Gene Ontology annotation, biological process: cell morphogenesis involved in neuron differentiation; neuron projection development; cell differentiation. NCBI's taxonomy places the organism in Eukaryota, Metazoa, Chordata, Actinopteri, Siluriformes, Bagridae.